Messenger RNA from Daphnia pulicaria, 842 nucleotides. RefSeq names its product kinetochore protein Spc25-like. Gene Ontology annotation, biological process: chromosome segregation. The record is from RefSeq and is a predicted model, not a curated record. Gene Ontology annotation, cellular component: Ndc80 complex. Lineage: Eukaryota; Metazoa; Arthropoda; Branchiopoda; Diplostraca; Daphniidae. Bases 126 to 755 code for a protein of 209 amino acids. The transcript is spliced from 3 exons.
UUGAAUGCCAUCAGUUUUGUUUUGAUCGUUUUGACUUUUGAUGUAGACCGUUUUGAAACGUGUGUCAUCGUCGUUUUCUGCUGAAAAAUUUCGUUUAUUACUAUUAACAAAGUUGAUUGGAGAAAAUGGAAACCCACGUUCGAAAUUUUCGAGAUCGGUAUGAUAACUUGGCACUGUUGGUGAUUUCAAAUUGUGUGAAAUUCUCCAAAAACGCGUCCAACGCCCGUGAAGAGGAGCAACGGAAAUUGAAAUACAGUGAAGACUUGGCCAAACGAAUUGCUGAAACGGAAGCACAAACGGCUUUAGUUGCAGAAGGAGAUUUAAAAGUCCAAGACAAAAAGAAGAAAGUCCUUCAGAAAAAUGCUGAACUGAGGGCAAAAUUGAAACAAGAAACCAUCAAGGCUGAUGACCUGCAGUCGGCAGCUCAAAGGGAGCGAUCCAGGAUAGAGAAAGAAGAGCAAUUCUCCAAAAAGAGUCAAGAUAAAGCCAAUGUACUCUUGAAACCAUAUCACGAUAUCUUGGGUGUGACUUUCCAGAAUAGCACAGGAUCUGAAGUUUCCCUGAGGUUCAUUUUCCAGAUGCCAAAUGGCAAGAAAUGUAUGGUAAAACUGGCAAGGAAUGGACUAAAAAUUGUCAAGUGUACCCCUAUGCUUAAAGAUCUGGAGAAACUGGAAACCCAACUGGCCAAGACUAACGAUUUUUCAGGCUUUGUGGUCCAUUUACGGUCACUCUUUAUUGAAAAAUUCACCUCUUGAAUUACUAUAUCCUCGCAAUUUUUGAAUACUAAAGCCAUGCACGAAAGUAAUGUAUGAAACGUGUGUAAUAAAUUCAUUAUUUCUUCA